AUGGCUAAGCCAGCUUCCUUGUUCUCUCUGUUUCUGAGUUUUCUUCUGCUCUUCCAUGGCUGCAUUGCUCGGCAACGAGGACAGCAGCAGCAAAGUGAGUGCCAAAUCCAGAGACUCACCGCCCUCGAACCCAGAGAAUAUGUCCAAGCAGAAGCCGGCGUAACCGAGUUGUGGGACUCGAGGAAUGAGCAACUCCAGUGUGCUGGGGUGUCGGUUAUUCGCCAUACUAUCCAACCCAGAGGCCUUCUUUUGCCCUCUUACACCAACUCACCCCUACUUGUCUACAUUGUCGAAGGUCGGGGUAUUCAUGGGGUUAUUCUGCCUGGUUGUCCCGAAACCUUCCAAUCAUCCCAGCAAUCUCAGCAAGAACGAGCAGAACGAGAAGGCCAGAGUUUCCAGGAUCGCCAUCAGAGAAUCAGACACCUUCGACAGGGUGACUUUGUGGCAUACCCAGCUGGGGCAGCACAUUGGGUGUACAAUGACGGUGAAAGAGAUCUUAUUGCCGUUGUUUUGCUUGACACCGGCAACAAUGCCAACCAGCUUGAUCGUGAUCCUAUUAGAUUCUUUAUUGCCGGAAACCCAGAUCGAGAACAAAAACAACAACAACAACAACACGGUCGUCACAGUGGCCAAGAAGGGGGUUUUGGCAACAUUUUCCGCGGCAUUGAUGUUCAGACAUUGGCGGAGGCAUUUAGAGUGGACACAGAGACAGCACAAAAGCUUCGAGGUGAAGACGACCAGAGAGGCCACAUUGUAAGAGCUGAGCGAGGGCUUUCAGUAGUCCAGCCACCAUUGAGCAGGGAAGAACAAGAACGGGGAGAGCGUGGAAAUGGCUUGGACGAGACUAUCUGCAGCACAAGGCUCCAAGAGAACCUAGAAAAUCCCUCUCGUGCCGAUAUAUACAAUCCACGAGCAGGUCGCCUUAGCACCCUCAACAGCCUCACAAUGCCCGUUCUCAAAUUCCUCCAACUUAGUGCUGGGAGGGGAGUUCUCUACAAGGUAAGGAUAUUAGCCCAUUCCGAAAUCCAAUCUCUUUGCAAUUUUAGGUGUUCAUUUUAA
Molecule: messenger RNA, 1059 nt
Organism: Ilex paraguariensis (yerba mate)
Lineage: Eukaryota; Viridiplantae; Streptophyta; Magnoliopsida; Aquifoliales; Aquifoliaceae
Source: the annotation of a GenBank genome assembly